This is a messenger RNA of Pongo pygmaeus (Bornean orangutan), 4368 nucleotides long. It is a transcript of the gene ZNF34, whose product is annotated as zinc finger protein 34. Gene Ontology annotation, cellular component: nucleus. The coding region runs from base 2534 to 4216 and encodes 560 amino acids. The transcript has 7 exons. Gene Ontology annotation, biological process: regulation of transcription by RNA polymerase II. Gene Ontology annotation, molecular function: DNA-binding transcription activator activity, RNA polymerase II-specific; RNA polymerase II cis-regulatory region sequence-specific DNA binding. Lineage: Eukaryota; Metazoa; Chordata; Mammalia; Primates; Hominidae. The record is from RefSeq and is a predicted model, not a curated record.
UGAAGGGAAAGUUCACAACUAGAAACGAGGUGCAGGUACCCUGGGCAAGACGCUUGCUUCCCCACAGAGGGGACCAAGAAUGUGGCAUCCAGGACCUGACACUUAGGUGGGUGACUCAGUCCCAUGGCCUGCAGUGCUUGGAUGUGAACACUCAUUUUACAUAUCAGGAAACAGAAUAGGACGCAAUCGUGAGCCUGGUGUUCUGGACCAUACCCUCACUCUGCCAGCUCCCUGCUAACUUGCUCAGCACCUGAGGCGGUCCUUUGCCCAGGGUCUUUGGGCUACACCCUUCCCCUCCAUACUGGGUACAGCCCUGCUGAUGUCAGUGUGUUUAAGUCAUUGCCAGGGAUACCUGGCUUGCAGGUGACUGCCUUGCACUGGGAACUUGGGAUGGGCCCUGGAGGAACGUGGGACAGGCACCCUGUCUACAGCCAGGAAGCCAUUCCUAGGCUGGCUUUUACCAUUGUGUUUCUGCAUGCAUUCCCACCCUGCCAUGGCGGGGAUGGUCACUGACUGGAGGGUUCUGGGUGCUUUUUCCUGUGAGUGGUGGGUGGAGCCUCAUGCCUUUCCUCAUUUUCUAGCCUGAUAGUGACAGGUGAGGUUGAGGGUGGUGAUUGAGUGUGGGGUCCCAGGUCACUGCUGGGAUUGCUGAACAAAGGGAUGAAUGCAUGCAGUGUGUGUAUGGGGAAUCCCACCCACCUAGAGCCCUACACUGGACUGGAGCUGGCACCAGCAGUGGGUUGGUCUGCUCCUUGAGUCCUGGAACUCCACAGCUUCACAGGGCAUGUAGCCCCCCCUCUUCCCUGGGGCAGAGAAACUAACCAGGAACAGCCCCCAAAGCUGCAUUGAUUACCUUAAAGCACAUGGCCUUUCCCUGCUGGCAGGGGCUGAUACUUUCCUUCUCUCUAGCUUUGGUAGUGACAAGGCUGAGAGUGGUGAUUCUGAGUGGAAUCAGGUUGGAAGUGUUGGGGAACCCCCCCUCUGCAAUGGGAGGGCAAGUAAGCUGGUUUCUGUCACAAGGCAGAGUGGAGGGGCUUCCUGUUUGGCCAUAGCCGUGGCAUCUUGUCCCUUAACCAUGACCCAGUGAGGAGAUCCCAGGACAGCAUCCUAUCAGCACUUUCACACGAGGAAGUUCCACCAGUGAAUGCAGCAGCUGCAGAUCACUGCCCGUAACAACACUCCUGUGGAACUGCAGCAGGCAGGAUGAGGCAUGGUGCUCUCCCUAUAGACUUGGUUGGAGAGUGCCUGGCAGGUGAGAAUAGUCACCUUAGGCUUCCGUGGUCACUCCGGGAUGACAAGUCCUAACUGGCUGUGUGGUGGCUCCUGGCUGUCGUGGUCCACGCUGUCUCUAGAGAACCUUACCCCCCAUUUCUUGAUCUUGCUUUCCUGAUCCUGCUGGUAUGGCCCCACCUGUCUUUGGGCGCCAACCACACCUAGGAAGUGACCCAGCAGGGCCUGUUUAUUUUAGACAGGCUCUCGCUAUUGCCAGGCUGGUCUCAAGCCCCUGGCUUCAUGAGGUCCUUCCACUCCAGCCCCGCCCCGCCGCCAGUAACUACGGGACCUGGUUUUGAUCCCGUCAUUCGCAGGGCCGGUCCCAGGUGACUUGUCGAGAAAGAAUCCAGGAGGGCGGUGUUUCCUCCUGAAGGACGGAGGGGCAUCUGGAAAGAGGGUUUUGGGAAAGCACUAGAUGCUUAGCUUGGCCAUAAGCGGUCACUUUUUCUCCUCCCUUCUGGGCAAAGUGGACGCAGGGCUUGGCCGAUGGGCCGGCCAUGAGGGAAAGUUUGCUCCAGAAGCAGCUCAGGCACCCGAAAAACCCUUUCUCCAGAGUGGACACUGGGCCCCAUUUACAGGAGUUAGGGAUGAGGGGCAAUAGGUUAAACCCAAGACAGGCUUCUUUGGCCAGUAAGCAUCCUCUCUUGGCCCUAAGGAAGGGUGCGGUUCCAGUUUCUUUGUAAAGGAAAGGGCCUAGUUCUUUCUUGCUUGCGGCGCCUUUCGUGGAUCAUUAGGGAGAGAAUUUCUCAGAAAAAGGGAAAGACUGAUAGUUUUCGACUCUGACCAUCGCCCCAGUUCUGAGGCCUCUGGGCCGUGGCUUCGGACUGCCACCCGGUGGCAGCAUUCCCGCUUUAUGGCUUUGCCAUUCGCGGGUCCCCGGAGCCUUACUGCGAGCCAGGGAGGUGGGCAGCCGACACGCGGCUUCCUAGCGUCCCAGAGCGGCCCGGACGGCGCCUCGGACCCAGACAGUCGGCUGACGUCACUUCCGGAUCGGUUCCGAUUGGCGGGGCGGGAGGGCCGAACGGGCGAGGUUGGGCUGCCGUGCUGCUCGGCGGCGCUGAGGUAACAUGAUGGUCUCCUGCUCCCCGGAUGUCACCAUAUUGAUGCCGAACUUAAUGGGGACACCCAAUUGGCACAGCAACACUACAGCCCAGAACUCCUAGGUUCAAGUGAUCCUCCUGCCUCAGCCUUCUGAGUAGCUGGGACUACAAGGUUUGCCAGGCCAAAUAGUUGCAUCACAUGUAUCUAAUCCGAGAGUCUCAUGCUUCUGCACCUCAGUGACCAGCUCCUGCUCACUGCCCUCAGAAAGCCCAACCCUCAGGCAAUGGCGGCCUUGUUCCUGUCUGCCCCACCCCAGGCCGAGGUGACCUUCGAGGACGUGGCUGUGUACCUCUCCCAGGAGGAAUGGGGCCGCCUGGGUCCUGCUCAGAGGGGCCUCUACAGGGAUGUGAUGCUGGAGACCUACGGGAACCUAGUCUCACUGGGAGUAGGACCUGCAGGCCCCAAGCCUGGAGUGAUCUCGCAGUUGGAGCGAGGGGAUGAGCCCUGGGUCCUGGAUGUUCAGGGCACCUCUGGGAAAGAGCACCUGAGAGUCAACAGCCCAGCUCUUGGGACUAGAACUGAGUACAAGGAGUUGACUUCACGGGAGACAUUUGGUGAGGAAGAUCCCCAGGGAUCUGAGCCAGUAGAAGCCUGUGACCACAUCAGGAAGUCAGAGGGGAGCCUGGAAAAGCUAGUGGAGCAGAGAGGCCCCAGGGCAGUCACACUGACCAACGGGGAGAGCAGCGGGGAGUCUGGGGGAAGCCUCAGGUUGCUGUCAAGACCUGUUCCUGAUCAGAGACUUCACAAAUGUGAUAUAUGUGAGCAAAGUUUUGAACAGAGAUCAUAUCUCAACAACCAUAAGCGUGUACACAGGUCAAAAAAAACAAAUACAGUUCGUGACUCUGGGGAAAUCCUCAGUGCAAACUUAGUUGUUAAAGAAGGUCAGAGAAUUCCUACUGGGAAAAAAUUGCAUUAUUGCAGUUACUGUGGGAAAACAUUCAGGUACAGUGCCAACCUUGUCAAGCAUCAGCGGCUUCACACUGAAGAGAAGCCCUACAAAUGUGAUGAGUGUGGGAAAGCCUUCAGCCAGAGCUGCGAGUUCAUCAAUCACCGAAGGAUGCACUCAGGAGAGAUUCCCUACCGGUGUGACGAGUGUGGGAAGACAUUCACCCGGAGGCCCAACCUCAUGAAGCACCAGAGGAUUCACACUGGGGAGAAACCCUACAAGUGUGGGGAGUGUGGGAAACACUUCAGCGCCUACUCUUCCCUGAUUUAUCACCAGAGAAUCCACACUGGAGAGAAGCCCUAUAAAUGUAAUGACUGUGGGAAAGCCUUCAGUGAUGGCUCAAUCCUUAUCCGACAUCGUCGGACUCACACUGGAGAGAAGCCAUUUGAGUGCAAGGAAUGUGGCAAAGGCUUUACCCAAAGUUCUAACCUUAUCCAACAUCAGAGAAUUCACACUGGAGAGAAACCCUAUAAAUGUAAUGAAUGUGAGAAAGCUUUCAUUCAAAAAACCAAACUUGUGGAACAUCAGAGAAGCCACACUGGAGAGAAGCCCUAUGAAUGCAAUGACUGUGGCAAAGUUUUCAGCCAGAGCACACACCUCAUCCAACAUCAGAGAAUCCACACAGGAGAAAAGCCCUACAAGUGCAGCGAGUGUGGGAAGGCCUUCCACAACAGUUCCAGACUCAUUCACCACCAGAGGUUGCACCACGGAGAGAAACCCUACAAAUGCAGUGAUUGCAAGAAAGCCUUCAGCCAGAGCACUUACUUGAUUCAGCACCGGAGGAUCCACACCGGGGAGAAGCCCUACAAGUGCAGUGAGUGUGGGAAGGCUUUCCGGCACAGUUCCAACAUGUGUCAGCAUCAGCGGAUUCACCUCCGGGAGGACUUCUCCAUGUAACAGUGGAGCAGUGUCUGAGGGCAGAGUCCAGCUGAGCACUUCCUGCAUGCGCACCCGGCACCUGACUCUGCCCUUCACUUAUUAUCCACACAAUGUUUUCACAAAGUGAAAGGACAUUUCUCAUUAAACAAACCUCUUUUCUUAAAUCAAAA